AUGCCGCUCUGCCUCCUUCGGGACCCCACUCCCCACCCCGGAACUCCGCUGAAGGUCAGGAAAAAAAGUGCGAGUGAUUACCUCAGGCUGUCCUCCAGGGUCUCCUCGUCGGAAGAGAAGGUCCCAUUGCUGACACUCGGGGGAGAGCGACCCUUGCGCCCUGCAGACGCCUCCCGGGCCGUCGACACCCCGCUUCGCCGCGCAUUUAAGGUGCCUCGUGGAAGCCGAAGCCGCACACCCCGCGUGGCCCCUCCGGCCAGCCGGGCACCUCAGAUGAGAAGUGCACCCAGGCCAGCGCCCGCAGCUCAGCCGCCCGCAGCGGCUCCACCAUCUGCCGUUGGCUCCCCUGCUUCUGCUCCCCGGCAGCCAGGUCUGAUGGCCCAGAUGGCAGCCACUGCAGCCGGCGUGGCUGUGGGUUCUGCCAUCGGCCACACUCUGGGUCAUGCCCUCCCUGGUGGCUUCAGUGGAGGAAGUAAUGCUGAGCCCUCAAGGCUUGACAUCUCUUACCAGGAGCCUCAGGGAACCCAGCCUGCACAGCAGCAGCAGAGUGGCCCAUGCUUUUUUGAGGUGAAACAGUUUUUGGAGUGUGCCCAGAACCAGGGUGACCUUAAGCUUUGUGAAGGCUUCAGCGAGGUGCUGAAAACAUCACAAAGUUUUCAAGAUUCUGGCCUCCUAUGA
Balaenoptera musculus (blue whale) is the source of this 678-nucleotide messenger RNA. Its product is annotated as coiled-coil-helix-coiled-coil-helix domain-containing protein 2-like. The record is from RefSeq and is a predicted model, not a curated record. Bases 1 to 678 code for a protein of 225 amino acids. Gene Ontology annotation, cellular component: mitochondrion; nucleus. The transcript has 3 exons. Gene Ontology annotation, molecular function: sequence-specific DNA binding. Lineage: Eukaryota; Metazoa; Chordata; Mammalia; Artiodactyla; Balaenopteridae. Gene Ontology annotation, biological process: positive regulation of transcription by RNA polymerase II; mitochondrion organization.